AUGCUUUACCUCCCACAGUCCUCGCGACGUGACAGAUCCUUUACCCAGAGACCUGUUGCCAGGCCUACCAUUGAAGUUCCUCCCGCGCCUAUCCUCGACCCGCUGCUCAUGCCUGUGUUGAAACCCCUCGGUGAACCUGUUGGGGCGCGUGAGUUCAAAUCUCUCCCCGGGGCGUUGAUCGAACUGGGCCCUCAUUUUCUGGCAAAACGUCGGCACACUAAGCGCAAACUAGGCUGGCGUCCGGUUGUUCGGUCCUCGAACCCGUCGCCCGAGCCCGGGCUAGGGGAGGCCCCGUCCAAUAACACGCAGUUACAGCAGCUCGAGACUGGGAUAGGAGAGGCCAUGCCUAUCAACGCGCAGUCGAAGUUACAGUCGCCCGAAUCCCCUCGAGGAGAGGCCCCACCCAGUAACACACAGUCGCAGUCGGCUGCCCAGUCUUCAAACCCACCGGCGACCAUUCAGAGCAAUGAUGCCCUCAAGCGGAAGCGAAAUGCUCCUUGGUCUAGCAGGGUCAUAGUACCCGAUGAUGGCUCUCCACCCUCCAAGAAAAUACACACCAACAACGCAUAUUACAAGUUCACCUGGGAACUAGGACACAACUUCCUUGGAUUUGUCUCCCUUACCACGCGAGAUGAGGCUUUAGAAUUUUCUAAUAAUAUUCUUCAACUUCCUGUCCCAAAGACUGUUCGCAAGAGAUUGAUUUAUUUUUGCGAUGGUUCUAUUCGCCUGCUCUGCGGUGCAGCUGGCAUUGUGUGGCCCCAGGCUUUCAACUCUCCUGAGUGGGAGGGAACGGGUGUGUAUUACCCGUUCAGUAUUGAUAGCACGGCCACUCUGGAGCUUUUUGCCAUUGCCUCUACGCUUGAGGCAGCAAUCAAGGAUAUGGAAAAGACACGUGGUGAUGUUGCUCCCCGUACGGACAAGAUGCCUUUCCGAGGAAAUUUGGGUCAAACUAGAUCCCACCAGCACCAUAUGACGAAGGAGGUUUUUGUGUUUACAGAUGACGAGUUCGCGCUUAGGCGCAUUAGCGGCAAGAUGGGGUAUUUCCCCCAAGGAGAUAUCGCACAUCAACUGAAGUCUAUCAGCGAGCACUCGCGGAUCCUCCACGGGCUUGGGGUACAUGUUGAGCUGCACCUCAGCCCCGGUCACUCUGGAGUGCCCGGCAACGAGGCAGCAGACCAAAUGGCGAGACGCACCCAACAGGAGCUCAUGCACCAAACAGCCACGUCAUGGCCCACUGCCCAAUCUGUCGAGCGUGAAGCGACAACGGCCACUCUGGUCCCGCCCUCUCUUACUAGUUGA
Molecule: messenger RNA, 1299 nt
Organism: Penicillium robsamsonii
Lineage: Eukaryota; Fungi; Ascomycota; Eurotiomycetes; Eurotiales; Aspergillaceae
Exons: 1
Coding region: 1-1299 (432 amino acids)
Molecular function (GO): nucleic acid binding
Source: RefSeq, a predicted model, not a curated record